Gopherus evgoodei (Goodes thornscrub tortoise) is the source of this 2910-nucleotide messenger RNA. RefSeq names its product RCC1 and BTB domain containing protein 2 (gene RCBTB2). The transcript has 13 exons. Lineage: Eukaryota; Metazoa; Chordata; Testudines; Testudinidae. Gene Ontology annotation, molecular function: protein binding. The record is from RefSeq and is a predicted model, not a curated record. Bases 114 to 1802 code for a protein of 562 amino acids.
UCAAACCACUGAACUAUCCCUCCCCAUUUGACUAGAGGUGGUUAAAGAAUUCAAAAAAAUUCUACACUCUGAAUAUAAAUAACUUGCCUCAUCUCAGUUUCUGCUACCCAUACAUGCCGGUGGUACGGGAUCAGGUCCAUAUGGAGGCUGAAUCUCCUGUUUCUUAUGGAGUCACUGGCAAGCAGGUGAUACAUGCUACUUUCUUUUCAGCUCUGAAGAUGUUGGAUGUUGGAAAAUGGCCAAUUUUUGCACUCUGCUCUCAAGAAGAACUGAAGUUAAUUCGUCAAGCCUGUAUAUUUGGCAGUGCUGGUAAUGAAGUGUUGUAUGCAACUGAAAAUGAUGAGGUGUUUGUGCUUGGCACCAACUGCAGUGGCUGUUUGGGAACAGGCGACAUUCAGAGCACAAUUGAACCACAGAGAUUAGAUACUUUAUGUGGCAAAAAGAUAGCCUGUCUGAGCUAUGGAAGUGGUCCUCAUGUUGUUAUUACUACUGCAGAAGGAGAAGUGUACACAUGGGGCCAUAAUGCUUAUAGUCAGCUGGGCAAUGGUACAACAAAUCAUGGUUUAGUUCCCUGUCAAGUCUCUACUAACUUGGUAAACAAGAAAGUAAUUGAAGUCGCCUGUGGCUCUCACCAUUCCAUGGUGUUAACAUCUGAUGGAGAGGUGUAUGCAUGGGGUUAUAAUAAUUCAGGACAGGUUGGAUCUGGUUCAACAGCUAAUCAGCCAAUUCCUCGAAGAGUUACCAGCUGCCUACAAAAUAAGAUAGCUGUUAAUAUAGCUUGUGGACAGAUGUGUUCAAUGGCUGUUGUAGAAAAUGGGGAGGUCUAUGUCUGGGGUUACAAUGGUAAUGGCCAGCUUGGAUUGGGCAGCAGUGGUAAUCAGCCAACGCCUUGUAGAAUAGCUGCUUUGCAAGGCAUUCGUGUGCAGCGGGUUGCCUGUGGCUAUGCACAUACAUUAGUGCUAACAGAUGAAGGUCAGCUGUAUGCAUGGGGAGCCAAUUCAUAUGGUCAGUUAGGCACUGGCAAUAAAAGUAACCAGUCUUACCCUGCACCAGUUACUGUUGAUAAGGACAGAGUUAUAGAAAUUGCAGCCUGCCAUUCUGUUCACACUUCUGCUGCUAAAACCCAGGGUGGCCAUGUGUAUAUGUGGGGUCAGUGCCGUGGCCAGUCUGUGAUUCUUCCACACCUUACGCACUUUGCCUGCACAGAUGAUGUGUUUGCUUGUUUUGCUACUCCUGCUGUGACAUGGCGUCUCCUAUCAGUAGAACCUGAUGACCACCUAACAGUAGCCCAAUCACUGAAGAAGGAAUUUGACAACCCUGACACUGCAGACUUAAAGUUUCUAGUGGAUGGAAAAUAUAUUCAUGUUCAUAAAGUCCUUCUCAAAAUUAGGUGUGAGCAUUUUCGUUCCAUAUUAAAUAACAAUGAUGAUGAUGUUAUAGAAAUGAGUGAAUUCUCUUAUCAAGUUUACCGAGCCUUCCUGGAAUAUCUGUACACAGACUGCAUCAGUCUCCCUCCUGAGGAUGCAAUAGGGCUGCUAGAUUUGGCAACAUUCUAUAGAGAAAAUAGAUUGAAAAAGCUUUGCCAGCAAACUAUCAAACAAAGCAUUUGUGAGGAGAAUGCAAUUGCUCUUCUUUCAGCUGCAGUCAAAUAUGAAGCUGAGGACUUAGAAGAAUUUUGCUUCAGGUUUUGUAUAAACCACUUGACUGUAGUUACACAAACUACAGGCUUUGCAGAAAUGGACCAUGACCUCUUGAAGAACUUCAUUAGCAAAGCAAGCAAAGUAGGAGCAUUUAAAAAUUGAAGAAUGCUUGCUGCAAAGGAAGAUUCUUUCAUCAUGGGAACAGUUCCCCUUUGAAAAACUUAUCAGCACUCAGAAUGCCUGAAAGAAAAGAGGACAACAUCCUUUAAAGUCAGUGUCACUGUCAAUGGGCAGAUUUAGUAAGCUUCCAAGUAAUGCACAAGCUUUGUGAAGAUGGGUGUUUAUAUCUAUUGUUUAUUCUAUAUUAUAAUCUGCCAACAACUUAGGUUUAAAAAAAAAUCCUAAUGGAAUAAUUGUUUUCUGUUAAAAUCAAGUGGAAUGGUCACUAUUUUCCAUUUGUAGUCCUUGUUUUUUUUUUGCAUGAAAUAUUUUCAAAAACAGCUCUUUAACAUCUUCAUCUGAGUUUACUGGAUAACAUGAAGCUGGCUGUUGCUAAAGCUUCAUUAUGCACCUUUAAGGUCAAUGAAAGUAAAUGUACUAAAGGAAGGUUCCUUUCUGGUUAAUUUAUCACACCCUCUAGAGAAGUGUUGAGAUAGAAGCUUGUUUUGCUAAAUAUAGGAUAAAGGAAUACAUCAUAAAAAUCCCUCUUAAAAGAACCAGUAAUACAAAGGAAAAGCCACAGAAUGGAUACUUUGUAAAUUAGGAGCAGCAAAGGCUCAAGAGAAGACUAUGCUGAAUUUAUUUAAAUAUGAAGGACUUAUUUUAAAGGGCUAGUUGUUAGUUCUUGGCUCUUAAAGUCAUUUUCUCAGACAAAAAACACUUUGUUCUUUUUUCCAAGGACUUUACGUCACCUUUCCAGUGGAACAGUAACUUCUAAUUGGUUUUGUCACGUAAUGAGUUAUUUCACUGUUAGUUUUGCUGCUCAGAAAUGCACCUCUUCACCUGCCAUGAAAAAGAAACUCAACAAAAAGGAAUUAUCCGUUGACUUUUCUGCCAGUGUUUACAGAUAAGACAGGUGCUCGACAUGAAUUUAUGUGUGUGGGAGGAGGGAUGGGGAAGUUAUAAAUCAAUUCAAUGAUUAAAUCAUGAAAGUUAAAAUCAGUCUUUUCAAGUGGUAACCAGGUGCCAUUCAAACACUUAUAGACUCAUAGACUCAUAGGUCAGAAGGGACCAAUAUGAUCACCUAGUCUGACCACCUGCACAAGGCAGG